Molecule: messenger RNA, 2087 nt
Organism: Indicator indicator
Lineage: Eukaryota; Metazoa; Chordata; Aves; Piciformes; Indicatoridae
Gene: DYRK3
Product: dual specificity tyrosine phosphorylation regulated kinase 3
Exons: 3
Coding region: 1-1749 (582 amino acids)
Biological process (GO): peptidyl-serine phosphorylation; cytoplasmic stress granule disassembly; peptidyl-threonine phosphorylation
Cellular component (GO): nucleus
Molecular function (GO): ATP binding; protein serine/threonine/tyrosine kinase activity; protein serine/threonine kinase activity
Source: RefSeq, a predicted model, not a curated record
AUGGGGGCCGUCUCCCCCCGUCACCAUGCUGCUGGGCAGGAAACCGGAGGCGCCCCUGGGUGCAGGUUUGGAGAUGGAUUAUAUGACUCCUAUAUGAGGAUAGAUCAGAUUAGGUACCAAGAGUCUACAAAUGAAGAACACAGCCCCUUGGGACUUCCUGCUCUUGGAAGAUCUAAUGUUUCUAGCAACAAACUUGCAGUGAAAGAUCACCCUCUGUCUGGAAGUCAGGUCAAAGUGGAGCAAUUGUUUGAGGACUCUGGCAACAGAAGGAGCAGCACUCUCCAGCCUGCAGGAAUUACUGCUUCAGAAAGAGCUCUUCCUUCCCUGACCAAGGAUAAAAAUACAGAGAGCAUAAGCACUUGUAAAGGGGGUGGUAGUUCCUCCAGAGCACACAAAGCCAUUUCCCAAGCUCCAGAGCAAGCUGUCAAGCAGUACAAACAUCAAUUAUCUGCUUAUGAGCAGCAGGAGAUAUUUAAUUUCUCGGAGAUUUACUUUGUGGGUCCAGCUGCAAAGAAGAGGCAGGGAGUGAUCGGUGGGCCCAACAAUGGGGGUUAUGAUGAUGACCAAGGCAGCUACAUUCACGUGCCCCAUGACCACCUUGCUUACAGGUAUGAAGUGCUCAAAAUCAUUGGCAAGGGCAGUUUUGGACAAGUUGCUAAAGUCUACGAUCACAAACUCCACCAACACUUAGCCUUAAAGAUGGUUCGCAACGAGAAGCGAUUCCAUCGGCAAGCAGCCGAAGAGAUCCGGAUUCUGGAGCACCUGAAGAAGCAGGAUAAAACAGGGAGUAUGAAUGUUAUCCACAUGCUGGAAAGCUUCACCUUCAGGAACCACAUCUGCAUGACCUUUGAACUCUUGAGCAUGAACCUGUAUGAGCUGAUCAAAAGAAACAAGUUUCAGGGUUUCAGUAUCCAGCUGGUCCGUAAGUUUGCUCACUCGAUCCUGCAGUGUUUGGAUGCCCUUUAUAGAAACAAAAUCAUACACUGUGACUUGAAACCAGAGAAUAUCCUCCUAAAGCAGCAAGGGAGGAGUGGAAUCAAGGUGAUAGAUUUUGGGUCCAGCUGUUUUGAGCACCAAAGAGUCUACACAUACAUUCAGUCCCGUUUCUAUCGGGCGCCAGAGGUCAUCCUGGGAAGCCGCUAUGGGAUGCCCAUCGACAUGUGGAGCUUUGGCUGCAUUCUGGUGGAGCUCUUGACUGGAUACCCUCUUUUUCCUGGAGAGGACGAGGCAGACCAGCUGGCUUGUAUGAUGGAACUUCUUGGAAUGCCACCUCAAAAGCUUUUGGAUCAAUCUAAGCGAGCCAAGAACUUCAUCAGCUCCAAGGGUCACCCUCGCUACUGCACCGCCACCACGCAGGCGGACGGCAGGGUGACCCUCACCGGCAGCCGCUCGCGCCGGGGCAAGAUCCGAGGUGCUCCAGGGAACAAGGACUGGGUGACAGCUCUGAAGGGCUGUGAUGACCCUUUGUUCAUAGAGUUCUUAAAGGAGUGUCUCAGCUGGGAUCCUUCCACCCGCCUGACUCCGAGCCAAGCCUUAAGGCACCCUUGGAUUUGCAAACGGACUCCCAAGCCCCCCGGCGCUGACAAACCUUCCACCAAACGCAUUUCCAGCUACACCAGCUCCUUCCCAGGGAUAGGAUCCAAGCUGCCUCCUGUAGUUGGGGUGGCCAACAAGCUGAGGGCAAACCUGGCCUCUGACUCCAACAGCAGCAUACCUCUCUGUACUGUGCUCCCCAAACUGGUCAGCUAGUAAAGGGCUCUGCGCUUCCGGAACACCGCAGCUGGAUUUUAAUUGGGAAGCACCGUGGAAGGGAGGCGAAGUGCAAAAGUUUUUAAGGGGCUGACUUUUUGUUAGAAGGCUAAAUGUUGAACAUCCAAAAAGUUUGGUCAAAGGGUUCACGUGUAAAGGGCUAACUUGGAGCCAGUUGUCUCACUCUGGAUGUGUGGUGUGUGUGUGACACCACUGAGGAAGGUCAGCUCAGCUCUGGGGUAAGGUGGCAGGUUGGCAGAUGUGCUGGUUCAUGGUGGAUCUAGAAAUCAAAACUAAUCCCUGUCAGGACAUUUUCACAGAUCCUUUUGCUCAAGGCA